AUGGAAGCGAAAAAAAGAACAAAAAAAGGGGAGCCAAAAAAGCAAGAAAAAGGAUCCCUGAAUCUGCUCCUUUUAUGUGAAAGCUGAUGCAGUGCUCUCCCACCACAAAAGAGGCUGAUGAAGCCUGAAAGAGGGGGCUUUUUUAAGGCUUUCUUCAAGCUCACAACAAGCAGCCCAUGACCGCUGCUUUUUGAAGCUUAAACCCCGGUUUCGAGGGUGGGAGAGGCAAAGUUAAACAGGGCAAUAAUAAUGUAGCAGCCCCUCCUCGCUUUGUCUCUUCCUCCUUGUUCUUUCCUCCUCUUGCUCUGGACUCACUGCUUACCGCCCCCCCACCCCCACAGCUGCCCACAAAAGCCAAACCGAGCUCAUCAUGGGAUCCAGUCUCUUCCCCUCACCACUAGUGUAGUGUGGCAGGGGGAAGGAUCACAUCCUCCACGCCUCGCACCUUCUUGCCUCGCCCCUGCUCCCAAAGAUCCUGUCUUGCCUUGAGUUUUCGGCCAAGGGCAACAUAACAAGUGGGAGGAAGAGGGCAAAUCGAAAUCUUGGGCGUUUCCGUUCUCGCAUCCAUGGAGACCGCAUCUCCAUGUGCAUCUUCUGGGUCUGCCAGCCAUCUGGAGCUAUCAAGCUCGGAUGACCUCCCCGUUCAACAGAGCCUGCUCUUGUCAGACGGUCUCGAGGCUUUGAGGAAUAUGCGGUCGCAGUUAUACUCGGCAGCAGAAUAUUUUGAGCUAUCUUACAUCAACGACGAUCGGAAAGAAACAGUGAUGAGGACUCUGAAAGAUUAUGCUGUUGAGGCAGUUGUUAAUGCUGUGGAUCAUUUAGGUUCAGUGUCACAUAAGGUAAACAAUCUUCUCAAUGAAGAGGUUGAUGAGGUCUCUGUAGCAGAGUCUGAAGUAUCUUGCAUUGAGCAGAGACUUCGUACAUGCCAAGCAUGUAUUGACCAGGAAGGUCUUUCUCAACAGUCCCUUUUGAUCAGACCUCCAAAGUAUCACAAGCGCUACAUUCUACAAGAUGAAUCCAUGGUCGAUUGUGACAGACAAGCCAAGCUAAUGUACGAAGAACUUCAUCCACCUACGGAGAACGGCAAACUACAGCAGCAGCAGAGCGCUUGUUCAGCAACAAGGUGUAGGCCAUCUCCAAACAGGAAUGCUCGUUCAUCAUCCCCUUCCCCCUGUCCUCCUUUAGUAAGAGAACACUCUUCAUCACCUUCUCACAACUCACAGCCGGCUUCACCUUUACCACAACUAGAGAAGAUCUCUUCAAAAGGAAGAAGAGAUAAUUCACCACUUCGAGCUUCUAAUCCACUUACACGAGCAAGAUCAGCAGCAAAUAGACCGCCUAUUCCUAACUCAUCAAAGCAGUAUCUUCUGGAGUCCCAAAAUUCACUACCAAAUUGCUUGCAUGAUGAACGGUACAAUCGCAAAGACACCGAGCAAAAUCCAACCAAGAAGAAAGGGUUCCUCAAGUCACUGCUCAUGCGGAAUAGGUCAUGGACUGAUGAAUCACUGUACAGCUACUUGGAUGAAUAUUAAGGAAGCUAAUUGAAGUAUAAAAAUAGAUGAUGACAAUAAGCCAUCAGCAAGCAAUUCCUUCAAUUUUGCUAAUUCAAAAAGCUUUGUUAUA
Molecule: messenger RNA, 1623 nt
Organism: Musa acuminata subsp. malaccensis (wild Malaysian banana)
Lineage: Eukaryota; Viridiplantae; Streptophyta; Magnoliopsida; Zingiberales; Musaceae
Product: probable protein ABIL3
Source: RefSeq, a predicted model, not a curated record